This is a messenger RNA of Closterium sp. Naga37s-1, 3744 nucleotides long. The record is from the annotation of a GenBank genome assembly. Lineage: Eukaryota; Viridiplantae; Streptophyta; Zygnematophyceae; Desmidiales; Closteriaceae.
AUGGACGGCGGAGGCGGCGGUGUCGAUCAGAGCGGUCGCUCCAUGGGUCGCACAGUCACCCCGCGACGAGCCCUCGCUCGCACACAGUCGCCCAAGCCCAGCCGGACGACUGGCGGCCCGGGCGUCGACAUGGAGCCGCUCGUGCUGGCCCUGGGCGACUCGGACGUGGAGCGUGCGCGAGAGGCGGCGUCCGCGAUCCGGUCGUCGCUGAAGAACAACCCCGACAACAAGGCGCGCCUGCUGGCGGCGGGCGGCGUCGACGCGCUGAUCCGGCUGCUGAAAUCGCGCGACACGUCGUGCGUGGACCACGCGGUGACGGCGCUGCUGAACCUGUCGCUGACGGACGGCGUGGAGCCGCUAGUGACGGCGGCGGGCGGCAUCGAGGGCAUCGUGGGCGUGCUCAACUCCGGCAGCAACGUCGCGCGGGAAAACGCCGCCGCGGCGCUGUUCACGCUGUCGGGCCCGGCGGACAACAAGCUCCGCGUGAAGGACGCGGGCGCCGUCCCGGGGCUCGUGAGCCUGCUGCGCACGGGCAGCCUGCGCGGAAAGAAGGACGCGGCGCUGGCGCUGUUCAACCUGUCGCUGGAGGACUCGUGCAUCGGGGAGAUCAUCGACGCGGGCACCGUGCGCGUGCUCAUGGGGCUGCUGCGCGGCGACGCGGACGCGGGCAUGGAGGACAAGGUGAUGGCGGUCGUCGCGAAUCUCUGCAAGUUCUCCGAGGGCCGUCACGCCGUGCACAAGGAGGGGGGGAUUCAGGCGCUGCUGGGCGUGAUCGAGAGCGGGUCGGCGCGCGCCAAGGAGGACGCGGCGGUGUCGCUGCACCUGCUGGCCGUGCACAACGCCGCGUCGUUCCAGGCCAUCGCCGACGAGGACUGCUCGCCCGCGCUCUCCAAGCUCGCGCAGUCCGGCACCACGCGCGCCAAGUCCAAGGCGAAGGCGCUCAUGGACCUGGUGCGGUCGGGGUCAGGCUCGGGCUUCAAGUACGGCGGGUCCUUCUCCCAGCCCUUCGACAAGUCGCCUCCCGCUGUCACCGGCGAGCUCUCCCACCGCCGGUGUGGUGGGUGGGGAGGAGGAGGGGCGGAGGAGGACAAGAAAGUGGAGGAGGGGAAGGAGGAUGGGGAGGAUGAGGAGGUGAUUGUUUUUCAAGUGGAGGCACACUGCCGGGUUUUGAUGAUUCAACUGUUGCAUUGCAUGGUUCCUCACCAUGCCCACUGUCAUUGCUCUUCUCGACCUCUUGCCCUCUCUCCCACCCUCGCGACAACCUGUUACCCUUUCCCCUUUCUCCCUCAUCUCAUCUCUCCUCCCCCCAACCCCCUCUCCCUGUUCUCCCUUGUCCUCUCUCCGAACCCCUCUUCUCUCCUCACACAUGUCCAUUCCUGCAUGAGAUCCCUUUCCCCCCUUCCCCCUCCCCCAACUCAACCAUCUUUCUUCCACCUCACACUUAGCUGCGCGUCUGUCGCGCACGUUUCGCAAGUCCCCUCUGCGCGCGCCUCGCGCACCGUGUCGCUGGGGUCCUUCUCGGGGCUCAAGCGCGUGUCGCCCGCCGCUCACUCCCCGCUUCAAGCACUGCGCGCCAAGGUGCCAUCUUUGCCCCUCCUUCGCCUCCCGCUCGCGCAUUUCCCCUGUAGAUUUGUCAUUUCCGCCCCAAUUCUGCAGUUUCCACCUUGUCAUCCCACCCCUCCCUUUCUCUGCAUCCUUCGUCUCUCCCGUGCCUCCCCGCGCCCUCCUUUUCUCCCCCAGCACCAUGCGCCGGCGGCGGCGGCUCCGCGCAAGACCAUCCGCGCGUCCACCGGGGCAGCGGCGGCCGGCACCGGCGGGGCGGGCGCAGUGACGGCGCGCAAGGUGCUGAUGAUGGGCGGCACUCGGUUCAUCGGCGUGUACCUCGCGCGCAUGCUCGUCAAGGCCGGCCACGAGGUGCGCGCGCCGCCACCCGGAAAAGGGGGAGGGGGAGAAGGGGUUGACGGGGUGACGCUGUUCACGCGCGGCAAGUCGCCGGUGACGCAGCAGCUGCCCGGCGAGAGCGACGCGGACUACAGCGAGUACUGCGCGCGCGUGCGCCACCUGGCGGGCGACCGCCGCGACCUCGACGCGCUCAGGGCCGCGCUGCAGGGCGCGGACUUCGACGCCGUGUACGACAUCAACGGGCGCGAGGCGUUCGAGGUGGAGCCCAUCCUGGCCGCGCUGCCCAACCUCAAACAGUACCCCCGCACGCCCUCUGCCCGCACGCCCUCUGCCCGCACGCCCUCUGCCCGCACGCCCUCUGCCCGCACGCCCUCUGCCCGCACGCCCUCUGCCCGCACGCCCUCUGCCCGCACGCCCUCUGCCCACGCUGCCACUCUUGGCCUUGGCACCCCACCUUUCCCCCCCGUCACUGUUGUCUCUGCCGCUAUCCCACCUCCCCCUUCCCCCCCCAUUUUCUGGUUCCCGCUUCACUUGCACCGCGUUUCCUCAUGCCCUUGCUCUCCCCGCACACCACCCCGCUUCUCUGCCCGGCUCCCACUCACUGCCUGCCGCUUUCCUCUACUGUUUCCGCAAUUGUCUGAUUGCCUCCCUCUCCCCUCCGUCCAUUGUCCCUCUCCUCCCCCGCGGACUCCCCCCCCCCUCGUGUCCCCACCUCGCUGUCCCGCUCGUCUCCCUGUGUCCACCCCGUCCCCCCGCUACCCGCGUGUGCGCGCCCAUGGGUGGCACCAGGUACAUAUUCUGUUCGUCCGCGGGCGUCUAUCUCAAGUCCGACGAGCUGCCACACCGCGAGGUCAGCACCGCUGCACGCCCUCCCUCACCUCCUCACCUCCCUGCCCCCAUGCGGUGCACAUCGUCCUUUCGCCCCGCUGCAUCUCCCUGCCUCCACACGCUCUCACCCACUCCCACCUGCCUCUUCUCCCUCCCUCGCCCCCUCUCCUUGCUCCGCACUCACCUGCCCUUAUCCGCUCCCUGUUAUCCCCCUCACUUACAACCCUCUCCCAUACCCCUCUCCCCAUGCCAACCAACAUCUUUCCCCUGCUUUUCACCCUCUCCCCGCCCCUGCUCCCCAUUCCCCCGCGUUGUUCCAUCUACCCCUUCCCCCUCUGCUUGGCGCAGGAGGGCGCGGUGGAGAGGCACUGCGGCAGGCUGGAGAGGCGGGCAGUGGAGGACGCGGUGGACCCCAAGUCACGGCACAAGGGCAAGCUGGAGAGCGAGGCGGUGCUGGCGGGCAGCGGCGUGGCGUGGACGUCCAUCCGCCCCGUGUACAUCUACGGCCCGCUCAACUACAACCCCGUCGAAGAGUGGUUCUUCCACCGCCUCCACGCCGGUCGCCCCAUUCCCGUGCCCGGCUCCGGCAUGCAGAUCACGCAGCUCGGCCACGUCAAGGACCUAGCGCGGGCGUUUCACCUGGCGUUGGGGAACGAGGCGGCGUACGGGCAGGUGCUGAACGUGAGUGGGGCGCGCUACGUGACGUUUGACCGCAUCGCCACGGCGUGUGCGGAGGCCAUGGGCGCACCCAAGCCGCUGCUCGUGCACUACAACCCCAAAGACUUCGACUUCGGCAAGAGCAAGGCCUUCCCCCUCCGCAACCAGCACUUUUUCACGGCGAUAGAGAAGGCGGAGCAGGUGCUGGGGUGGAAGCCCGAGUAUGGGCUCGUGGACGGGCUCCGUGACUCCUACCACCUUGACUUCUCCCGCGGCGUGCACCGCGCUGCACCCAACUUCACCACUGACGACAUGAUCCUGGAGAAGCUGGGAGUGUCCGUCACUGCCACCGCAUGA